This is a messenger RNA of Perca flavescens (yellow perch), 642 nucleotides long. RefSeq lists its product as uncharacterized. Bases 1 to 642 code for a protein of 213 amino acids. Lineage: Eukaryota; Metazoa; Chordata; Actinopteri; Perciformes; Percidae. The record is from RefSeq and is a predicted model, not a curated record. The transcript has 2 exons.
AUGACGCAGAGGGCGUGUUCUGAUGCGCCGGACCCGGAAGUGAUGUUUAGUCAUUUUGUAGAAGAUUUUAACCAGAGACCCCCCCCUGGUCUCGAGGAACCAAACCAGAACCCCCCUCGAGGAACCAGAACCAGAGACCCCCCUGUGGUCUCGAGAACCAGAACCCCCCCCUCUGUGGUCUCGAGGAACCAGAACCAGAGACCCCCCCUGUGGUCUCGAGGAACCCCAGAGACCCCCCUGUGGUCUCGAGGAACCAGAACCAGAGACCCCCUCCCCACCAGAGACCCCCCUGUGGUCUCGAGGAACCAGAACCAGAGACCCCCCCCAGAACCAGAGACCCCCUGUGGUCUUGAGGAACCAGAACCAGAGACCCCCCCUGUGGUCUCGAGGAACCUGAACCAGAGACCCCCUGUGGUCUCGAGGAACCAGAACCAGAGACCCCCCCUGUGGUCUCGAGGAACCAGAACCAGAGACCCCCCUCUGUGGUCUCGAGGAACCAGAAACAGAGACCCCCCUGUGGUCUCGAGAACCAGAACCCCCUGUGGUCUCGAGGAACCAGAACCAGAGACCCCCUCUGGGUCUCGAGGAAAUAGAACCAGAGACCCCCUGAACCAGAGACCCCCCCUCUGUGUGUGUCUAUAA